AUGCUGCCAUCUUCAUCGUCGUCGUCCUCAUCCAGAAACGAUGGAAUCCAUCUCAUUGUCUGUGUCCACGGAUUAGAUGGCAACAGUACUGAUCUUCGCUUAGUUCGUACCUACUUGGAGAUGGCGCUGAGUUCUUCUGGACGCGUGGACUUCCUGAUGUCAGAGAGAAACCAGUCCGAUACGUUUUCAGAUUUCGAGGUGAUGACCGAUAGAUUGGUCAAAGAGAUUCUCUACCAUAUUGAUCUCUACAGCAUCAAGCCAACUAAAAUUAGUUUCAUAGGGCACUCCCUGGGAAACAUCAUCAUCCGGUCGGCACUGACCCGUCGAGAGAUGGCCCCUUUAUUGCCCCGUCUGCACACCUUCCUCUCCCUAUCCGGCCCCCACCUUGGAAUGCUCUUCAACAAUAGUGGAUUAGUUAAUAUGGGAAUAUGGUUCAUGCAGAAAUGGAAGAAGUCAACCUCCUUACUGCAGCUUUCAUUGAAGGACCAUCACGAUCCAAGACAGACAUUCCUCUACAAACUCAGCCAGAAGCCUGUGCUGAGGCAGUUCCGAAACGUGCUGUUGGUGGGAUCCCAGCAGGAUCGCUACGUCCCAUUCCAUUCAUCCAGGAUCGAAAUAUGCAAGGCCGCACUGAGGGACACAUCUGGAAUCGGUAGGCCUUGGUUAGAGGUAAUUUAUAAUGCAGGGUCAGUGUACAUUGAAAUGCGUCACAACACCACACUGGUCCGGUAUGACGUCUACCAUGCACUAACCAGCAACACCAAUCACUUCAUCGGCCGUGCAGCUCACAUAGCUGUCCUCGACUCGGAACUCUUCAUCGAGAAGUUCAUCAGCGUCUCCGUCCUCAAGUACUUCCUGUGA
Helobdella robusta is the source of this 861-nucleotide messenger RNA. RefSeq lists its product as hypothetical. The transcript has 7 exons. The coding region runs from base 1 to 861 and encodes 286 amino acids. The record is from RefSeq and is a predicted model, not a curated record. NCBI's taxonomy places the organism in Eukaryota, Metazoa, Annelida, Clitellata, Rhynchobdellida, Glossiphoniidae.